Aedes aegypti (yellow fever mosquito) is the source of this 3182-nucleotide messenger RNA. RefSeq names its product N-acetylneuraminate 9-O-acetyltransferase. Lineage: Eukaryota; Metazoa; Arthropoda; Insecta; Diptera; Culicidae. The record is from RefSeq and is a predicted model, not a curated record.
AGCGAGUGCAUCGGUUUUGUUGUGAUCCGGGCCAAGUUUCAUGAUCAAAAUUUAAUUUUCUUGUGGUACAUACAAAUUUGAGGAAAAAAUAUAUUAAAACCCCCGUAUUUGCCAGUUUUGCUAUUGCAAACAGCUUCCGCGAUGGGAAGUGAAGUAAAAAUAUCGAAAGCGGAACAGUUUAUUCAGAACUUGAACGCCAGCAAUGCCAAGAAGUUGGCUUUUCUGAUGGUUCUCGGUUUCACCAUCUAUCAUGGAUUAUUGCACCUUAGAUAUGGUAGUGAUUCCUGUAAAUGGCUUCUGAGCGAUGGUCGAUUCAAAGGCGACAAGGAGUGGCAACCUUUCGGAUGUAUGCUCCAUAAGUAUACCGAAACGUGGUAAACCUAUAGGUGGUAUAUACACUUCUUGGAAGAAAUCUUUCCGUGCAAUAUAACCUGUGAACGCAGCCCAACGUGUUCAAACGUCAUUUUGAAUUUUCAGAAAAAUGCACCUUGUCUGACGCAGUCACUGCAGCGAGUGCAUCGGUUUUGUUGUGAUCCGGGCCAAGUUUCAUGAUCAAAAUUUAAUUUUCUUGUGGUACAUACAAAUUUGAGGAAAAAAUAUAUUAAAACCCCCGUAUUUGCCAGUUUUGCUAUUGCAAACAGCUUCCGCGAUGGGAAGUGAAGUAAAAAUAUCGAAAGCGGAACAGUUUAUUCAGAACUUGAACGCCAGCAAUGCCAAGAAGUUGGCUUUUCUGAUGGUUCUCGGUUUCACCAUCUAUCAUGGAUUAUUGCACCUUAGAUAUGGUAGUGAUUCCUGUAAAUGGCUUCUGAGCGAUGGUCGAUUCAAAGGCGACAAGGAGUGGCAACCUUUCGGAUGUAUGCUCCAUAAGUAUACCGAAACGGACACCAGAAAAUGUUUCCGAUACUUGGCUUUUUGGGGUAACCAGAACCAUUUUGUGUUUAUCGGAGACGUUCGCGUGCGGUCGCUUUAUUUGGAGAUGAUCAAUCAUCUGAAGCCUCGAGACGCCGAUAAUGCCUCCAUACAAUCAACGCUCAGUAAAACAGAGAAUCUCCAAUUUGUGGAUUACAAACUAAGAUUGCAAAUCAAUUACAUUUAUGCCAAUGAAAUAUCCAAAACUAUGAUCGAUGAGUUCCUCAAAUGGCAGCACGAAGAUGAUCCUCCCAGUUUGAUUGUGGCCAGCUGCGCCUAUUCUACGUUCCACAAUGGCAAUGUUACCAAAGAGGUUCAGAAAGCCUUCGAAAAGAACUUGACGAGAAUGGUGAAACCAAUCGAUAAUUUAGUGGCGAAAAAAUCCAAAGUGAUUUGGAAGCUGCAGGAUCCCAUCGAUCAAGAUCGCCUCAAUGACGAGUGGAAGAACGUCCAAAACGAAGACAUCGAUCGCAUCAAUCAGGUGGUUUACGACAUUUUGAGCUAUUCGGAUGCGAAAAUUUGGUCCUCGUCGAAGAUGAUUGCGUCCGGGCUUGUGGAUGAGUUUGUCGACGGCAACAGUCUGGGCAUGUUGGCUCUGAAGCAUGAUAUACAGAUUCUGCUGAACAUGUAUUGCAACGACUACAUGAACUAUAACGAUGGAACUUGUUGUAGCAGUGCUGAAUCGUACACCAUCAUACAAGUAGUGACGUACGCAACUCUUGGAGUUUGCUUGGCAAUUGCCUGCGCUAUGAUCGUCCGACGAUGGCUGCUGAAACUGCGAGGUGUUAACAUCUACGUUCCGCUGAGUCAAACCAGCACCGGAGUCACCCCAGCGGCAGCAAACUCACAAUCCCCGAUUAUAGCCCUAGCGUCCCUGGCCAUCAUCAUGGCGUACUUCUACCUGUGUGAUCGUACGAACUUCUUCAUGAAGGAGAACAAGUACUACUCGGAGUUCAGUUUUUGGAUUCCGGUCGGAUAUGUGUUUGUAUUGGGUCUAUUCUUCACCGAAGACAGUAAGUUUACGAAGGUUCUGCACCGUGACCAAACCGAUGAGCUGAAAGGUUGGAUGCAGCUGGUUAUAUUGAUAUACUACAUGACUGGCGCUUCGCAUGUUCUACCCAUCUACAUGCACAUAAAGGUGCUCAUUAGCGGGUAUCUGUUUCUGUCCGGAUAUAGUCAUUUCACUUAUUGUUGGCAGACAGGAAAUAGCGGAAUAGUGCGGUUCCUGCACGUUAUGUUCAAGAUCAAUUUCCUAACAGUUAUUCUUUGUUUGUGUAUGAACCGUCCGUAUCAAUUUUACUUUUUUGUACCGUUGCUGUCCUUUUGGUACUGCAUGAUCUACUUCCUUUUAUCUAUUCCACCAAAGAUUACAGCACAGAGCUCGGAAAACAAUGCGUACCAAUAUCUGUAUGUAGUUCUGAAAUUCGUCUGCAUGUUAAGCGUUAUAACGGUACUCUACAUGAGUGAGGUGUUUUUUGAACGCAUUUUUGUAACCCGGCCUUGGAAAGCAUUGUUCGUAACAACUGAUGACGAUAUUCAUGAAUGGUGGUAUCGUUGGAAACUGGAUCGCUAUACUAUUACAUAUGGAAUGAUUUUUGCUGCUAUGUUCCAUAUCGCCCAAAGGUAUUAUUUCUUCGACGACAAUAAUCAUGGAAACUUGUUCUCAAGGCGAAUAUCGUUAACAUCGACAUUGGCAGCCAUAGCAGGAAUAGGAUUCUACACGACGUGGACAUUUUUCUGUCGGAAUAAGCAAGAUUGUGAGGAAAUCCACUCGUACGUAGUGUUCAUUCCAAUCGUUGGCUACAUACUGCUACGUAACAUUUCCGGUAUGCUUCGGACGCGCUAUUCGACAUUUUUCGCAUGGUUCGGACGAAUUUCGCUGGAGCUGUUCAUAUGCCAGUAUCACAUUUGGCUGGCAGCGGACAGAAAUGGCGUUCUGGUUCCUCCAGGAUUUCCCACUUUGAAUGUUCUGAUAACUUCGUUUAUAUUCGUCUGCGUAUCGCACGAAAUCCAUCGUCUAACAACCGUACUGCUGCCCUAUGUAAUACCAAAUGAUUGGAAGUUGGCACUCCGUAAUGUGCUGAUCUUCGUUGUGGUACUUAUCCCUAUCGGUAGAUAUGAUGGAAUGAUAUAAAAUAUUCAAGACAGUGAUUGUGUACUGAACUGAGUCAAAAUUGCACUGAAGAUCUUUUUAUGUUAUAAUUAAAGCUUAGUCAUCGAUAUAGGUAACAAAUAAAUAAUCAAAAUUGAAUAAUAAAGGGAAAUAACAAAAA